AAGUAUAAGACGAACUACUCCUGCCUGCAAGACUUUAGCAAUGAGCAUUGAAACUUCACCUUGGUAGUGAUCACAAAAAACGCUUAACGUGUUCCCAGGCAUUUGAUAUCAUUCGAGUCCGAGUUUGGUCGUUAUUUUGCGUUGCGCGUUAAAGAGUGUAGUAACAAUGGAUGGUUAAAUAAUAAGUAAAAACCAUCAAUACUUUCUCUUAUUGAAUAGUCGUACAGUUUUAUGCUUGUAACCAACGGAGAGAGGAGCAAAACAACACAUACAAUCAAGAUGUCGGUAGGUUGGAGCUGCCUGCCGCUGCUGCCUCUGAGCUGCAUCCUGGAGCACCUGAGCCUGGAGGAUGCCCUAGCCGCCAUGUCCACCAGCCGGCACUGGCGCAGUGGCCUGCUCAUGUAUGAAGGACGGAGGAAAUCUCUCAAGCUCAAUGCGAAACAGUUGGACAAAUGCGCAUUCCUAGCGCGAAUAUUCAAGAAACACACAAACGUACUGCAGAUACACGUGGCGGACUGCAGCCGGGCGGAGCUCAUGCAGUUCAUGCACAAAAUUAUGCCACAAUUCUUCGACACACUAAAGCUCCAAGAGAUAGUAUUCAUAGGACCGGGAUGCGUGCAGAUGGCGCAUAGCAACGUCAAACUAGACAGGACCUUAGGUGUGUCGCCCCUUUCUUAUAACUCCUCCCAUUGCCGCAAUGGCCGCUGCCGAUGCCGCUGCGGCACCCAGUAUUUUCGCUCUGCUCUCGUCCUAAAGCCGAUACUGUACUGUAUUCUUAUUUUGAAUAUCGUUUCCCUUUUCAGGAACGCCGGGUACGCCAACGGGGCCGCAGUGGGCGGCAGUGAGUUCGACGCCAGUCACUACGUGCCCGAAGCGCCGGCCGCGUUCACCAACGAUGGUUUCUUGGCUGACAACGGCAAAUCAGGCUCCAUGCCCGACCUGCGGCGGCACCUCGCAUCGCGCCAGUCCUUCAACCAGGGCUACCACAUGCCGCCGCCACCACCAGCCUACUGGCAACACCUCGCCGAACGGCAAUACGCCGCCAGCCUCCGCGGCUACCCGAAGCCAACAGGCUACCCGCAAAUGUACGGGACAUGGGUCGGUCCGCGCUCCGGCCCUUACGACAACCCUUACAAGCGCAGACACUCCAUAGUCGGCGCUUUCGCCGACGAAUACCCGGCUAAAGACUACGAAUACGAAGACAGGGCUGAUUGUAAAAGCGAGAUGGCUUAUCCAUACUACAGGCAACAAUAUUACGACCCUAGAAUGCAUUAUCCCCCUGACUAUGAUCCUAGAUUUUACCCCAGAGACGACGCCUAUGGCGUUAAUUUGCUACGACAUGAUCCGUAUCAUUUUAGCAAUUCAAGAGACAGAGCGUUCUAUGGCCAAGGGUUGAGGAACAGCCAUAAUUCGGUUGGGAACGAGUCGGACGAUUUGGGGAAAUAUAAGGAUGUGGCUCUGUGAUGGUUUAAAUUAAAUAAUAGAUUUUUAAAAAUGGAAAGCGAAUUUCGAACUUUUUUUUCUUAUUUAAAUGAGAUCUUAUUGACAGAUACAUAAUUCGUGUUUGGAUAAUAUAAGUAUUACGAGCGGAAAGAUAUUCCCUUAUGGCAUUAAAAUUAUCUCGCCGAUAUAAAAUUAAGUACUUUAGAAUAUAAUAAAAAAAAUGAUAUUGAUGAUUAUGAAUGUUCAAUAAAUACAAUGAAUAAAAAUGUAUACGUAAACGUAUUUAGCAUUAAGUAUUUGAAAAUAAGUAGAAUAACUUAUUGUAAGAUAAGAUAUUUACCUAUAUAGUAUUUUUGUAAUUAUUUAGUUAAGUAGUUACCUGAUAACCAAAGGUGUACAUAUAGAAAAAUCUAUUUGUAUUAACGGCAAUCUACUUACAUUACUUUAAAAGUUUCGAGUCACUAUGUUAAAAGCGAGGACAUAAUAAAUAAUAUUUUUU
Molecule: messenger RNA, 1942 nt
Organism: Cydia splendana
Lineage: Eukaryota; Metazoa; Arthropoda; Insecta; Lepidoptera; Tortricidae
Gene: Rcd6
Exons: 7
Coding region: 232-1464 (410 amino acids)
Molecular function (GO): protein binding
Source: RefSeq, a predicted model, not a curated record